AUGGUGAACAGGCUCAAGGUGGAGGACUGGUUUGCCAUUGUGGCAACGAUUGCCGCUUGUGGUCAAUAUGUUGUCCACGUUGCCAGUGGCUAUCAAGGCUUGGGAAAACAUGUCGCAGACCUGACUCCGCACAGAGUUAACGGAGCUCUCAAGGGCCAAUACGCCGCUGAUGUUCUCUUUAUCGCGAGCCUUUUCUGCGCCAAGAUGGCGACAGCAAUGAUGACCAAGUCAAUUUCGCAGAGAAGCCACAAGCAAAUUAUACAAGGAAUCGGAUUGCUAAUUGCAGUUUGGGCAGGCACUGGAAUCUUGGUCAUCCUUUUCCAGUGUCAAUUGCCCAGUCCGUGGUACUACAUCGAGCGGAAGUGCAUCAAGCGCGUUGAUUUCUGGUCCUACUUUAGCGUCAUCAACAUCAUCACCGACUUGUUGCUUAUCGGAAUCAUGAUAGAAAACGUGCGUCGCAUCCAAACGUCGUGGUCGAAAAAGGCCGUGGUCAUCUCUGUCUUCGGCAGCCGCAUCUUUGUCACUCCCGGAAUUGUCUCACAGAUCCUUUUCUUCAGAAGGAGCUUUUCGACGGCCGAUCCGACUUUUGAUAUGUGGGAGUUGACCAUUAUCAACGCCGUGGUCACUUGCACCAGUAUCCUGGCUAUCUGCAUCCCCAACCUCAAGCCCUUUCUGGACAGCCUGGAAUCUGGUCAGAUUCGAGUCGACGAUUUGCGCCGUCAAGGAAAGUCGAGCAGCGGAGGGUACGCGAGCUACAACCGCAACGCGUCCGGUGGCCAGGACAGUCAUGGUCGAAGCAACCACCGCUCCCGAAAAGCCGCGGGCGUGGUGAGCAACCAGCAUUCGCACCGAGACCCUCUAGCCUCCAAGGCCUCUCAGCACAGCAAGACGUUCGAGAUGGUGGAUAUGCAUAAGGCGACGAACAAGGAACAGUCGCAGCCGUCCGAGUCCAGCCCCAGCCAUGAAGGUGGUGUCGCAUGGGACGGGCAGAGUCACACCAGUCAGACAAUCCUCAUUCAACAGACCAAGACCUGGUACGUGGAUGUCGAAGACAGACGCAGCUCGGACUGA
Akanthomyces muscarius is the source of this 1071-nucleotide messenger RNA. RefSeq lists its product as uncharacterized. Bases 1 to 1071 code for a protein of 356 amino acids. The record is from RefSeq and is a predicted model, not a curated record. Lineage: Eukaryota; Fungi; Ascomycota; Sordariomycetes; Hypocreales; Cordycipitaceae. The transcript is spliced from 5 exons.